GUGUGCCUGUGAGCAUGGGACGCAGCGCAGCAGUCUAGACAGACAACAUGAGUGGAGUCCAAAUUUUUCGGGCCUUGAGAUUCUCACUGAGAGCUCCUUGAUGCAAUUAUUAAGAUGGAGUUACAAGGAAGUCAUGGAUAAAUCCAUGAGCUCAUCAAAUGGAAAAAAUUGUAUGGAAAACCCAAGGAUAAUCAGGAUUCCUCUUAGAAUAAUACUAAAUAUAAUGCUAGAAACACUUGGUGUUUCAAAGGCUGAGUACCGACUGCAUCUAUGCGAAGAUAACAAAGUCCGUGUAACUGUUAUAUUCAACACAUCUACCCUACCAGUGGAAGGUGCUCCUGUAUAUCUCUCGAUGUCUGGAACAGAGUCUGAGAGCUAUGAAAUAGCAGAAGAUUCUGCAUGCGUUCAAGCCAUAACAUAUGUUGAGGAGGCAACCAACACGGUCAUCAAGGAUUUAGGUUACGGACGGCUGCUAGAAGUAAAAGGCCAGAACAAGAUCCUCUUACGUAAGCUAAAAAAGGCUCAUGGAUACAAGAAGCAGCUUGCUAGGGGUUGGUUUCUUUCUGUGAGGCGUAUGGCUUCAUUCUCUAAAUUCAUUCUCUAAACAAGUGCUCAAUAUUACACACCUUAACUAUUCUGGUGGACAAGACUCUGUUGACACGGUUUGGAACAUACAUAUCUUCACUAAAAUUUCUGUAGAAUGUACAUACAGACCCUGUUAGCUUAUGUAAUU
Molecule: messenger RNA, 733 nt
Organism: Lolium perenne
Lineage: Eukaryota; Viridiplantae; Streptophyta; Magnoliopsida; Poales; Poaceae
Source: RefSeq, a predicted model, not a curated record